AUGGGUCGAUUUAAUUGGACAUUACAAAAGAGAGUAGAUGAAUUUGGCAGUUUAUGGUUAAUAAAAUGGUCUUACAUCAAACUUUGUGUUCGGUCUUUGACCUACAAUGCACAUUUGGAUGCAUCUUACGCUUCUGAUGUCCUUAUGGAACCAAUUUAUUGGUUUGUAGAUAAUUAUGCUCACGUAUUGGGCCCGUUUUUUAUUGUAGGUGUGGUUUUAUUAACGACUGCUGUUGUUAGCAUCGCUUAUUGGAUAGGUUUACCAUUUUGGUGGCAAAAAAACCAAGCGAUGACUGUUUGCCUUUUAGCUAUGGGAAAUUGGUUAUUGAUUAAUGUAAUUUUUCAUUAUGUCAUGGCUGUUGUCACCCCAGCCGGAGAGCCACCAGAGGGCAUUUCUCUGACGAAUGCUGUUAGUAUAUGCAAAAAAUGCAUAAAACCAAAACCUCCACGCACUCAUCAUUGCUCUGUUUGCAAUAAAUGUAUAUUAAAAAUGGACCAUCAUUGUCCCUGGCUUAAUAACUGCGUUGGGUACGGUAAUCAUCGUUACUUUUUCCUUUACAUGCUAUACACGACAAUGGGUUCGUUAUUCUUAGUAGUAUUUGGUUUUGAAAUCGGUUAUAGAUAUUUAUGGCUGGAGCAUACCGACAAUUGGACUGAAUUGGAACCAUUGGAAGGGCAUCCGGUCAAAAUAAACUUAAGCGGACAUUUAAUUCCAGUGACUCAUCUGAACGAAUACGACGAAGAUAUAUGGCCUGCUCACCAUGACUUACCGACACCAGCCAAUGCAGUAGACGCUAACAGUCCGUACGUUUUGGGUCGACGUCGUGCUUUAUGGUUUAUGGCUUUUAUAAAUUUGGGCGUGAUUAUGGCGUUGGGUACACUUUGUUGCUGGCACGCUAAAUUGAUAUCGCGUGGCGAGACCAGUAUUGAGGCUCACAUAAAUCAAGCACAACGUAAAGUUAUGCUUGUACAGAAGAAGAUUUAUAUCAAUCCAUAUAAUUUUGGACUAAAAAUGAAUUGGCGUUUGUUUUUAGGUGUAGUUAGAGGCCGAUCGUUUUGGCGUACAGUUCUGUUACCAUCUUGGCAUAAACCCGAAGGUAACGGUUUAAGUUUUUACACAGUUGAUAAUUAUAUUGUUGUCGCAAAUGAUGAAUGGCCAUAAAGUGAUGUUUUAUGCUGUUUCGUUUUAAUGUUUAGUUGCCACCUUAAUAUCAUUAACUUAUUCAUUGCUUUAGUACAACUUAUACGUAAUAGAAAAAACUUCCAUUAAUUAUGUUUAUUAAUGAUUAAUUAUUAAAUGCAAAAAUU
This is a messenger RNA of Glossina fuscipes, 1307 nucleotides long. Its product is annotated as palmitoyltransferase ZDHHC16. Bases 1 to 1161 code for a protein of 386 amino acids. Lineage: Eukaryota; Metazoa; Arthropoda; Insecta; Diptera; Glossinidae. Gene Ontology annotation, cellular component: Golgi apparatus. Gene Ontology annotation, molecular function: palmitoyltransferase activity. Gene Ontology annotation, biological process: protein palmitoylation. The record is from RefSeq and is a predicted model, not a curated record. The transcript is spliced from 7 exons.